Molecule: messenger RNA, 666 nt
Organism: Nicotiana tabacum (common tobacco)
Lineage: Eukaryota; Viridiplantae; Streptophyta; Magnoliopsida; Solanales; Solanaceae
Source: RefSeq, a predicted model, not a curated record
UUUGCAUCAGUUCCAAACAACAAAACAAAAGCAAUCUUUGUUCCCGACUUUUUUGGAGGAGUAACUUCAUUCAAGAAUAUAGAAUGGCUCCGAGUAUAGCACUGCCCUUCUCCGCCCAAUCAAAAUCCUACCACCGUGAGGUCUCCAUCGUGCCGGAGGCGGAGGUUCUUCGGAGAAGAAAUGAGGAGUUGGAGAAAGAAUUGAAGAAGAGUUUGGAGAGGGAGGAGAAAAUGAAACAGGAGCUGAAAAAGACAUGGGAAAGGCUGAAGGUGGCGGAGGAAGCUGAGGAGCGGCUUUGCUCUCAGCUAGGAGAGCUUGAAGCCGAGGCUGUGAACCAAUCUCGGGCUUACAGGACACGUGUAAUCAAUUUAAUGGAACAACUUUCUUUAGCACAAAAACUUCUCCAAUCAACUUCCAUUUCCAUUCCCAGUUAGAUCUCAACGAUUCUCGAAAAAUAAAAACCAGUUUUUAUUGUCAAAUUAAUCGCGAAUGAAAAUUUAAGCAUGCACCUAGCCUAGAUAGUUAUUUUUCAUAUUCUGGGGUUUGGUCAUGUUUUUGUUCAUCACAUGAAUUAUUUUUUUUUGGGUUUUCCUCUCCACUCUCCGAGGUGUAAUUUGGGUUUUUUCUUGUAUAUUAAUAUUAAUUAGUUCAAUUGUCUUCUUCUUA